CAUCAAGAUAUUCUCUGAGCAACGGUUGAUGUGUUGUCAUUUUUUCAUCUCCAGAAGGAAGCUCGGGAGAUGGGAAGAAAUAUAUGGUGGUUGUUCCUGAACAACGAGAUAAGACACAUCAAAUCUUUUACACGGUACGAAGUUAAAGAUGAAGAAGCUGCAUUGAUCUUCCCAAAAGAUCCUCCAUGGUUCAAGCUAUGGAUGGUUCCUGUGAUGAUGCUUUUUAUUUUCUUUAUCGUUGUUGUUAUAUUAAUUUGUCGACGUUGUCAAAAUUGUCGCCGUGGCGAAAAUUCUCCCAGCAUCCAUCCUAUCUCCCAGAACACCUAAUUUGUUUAGAUUUCUUCUUUCUGUCAUGUAAAUUGUCCAUGGUGCAAUAUAUAUUCUACAGUUUCACCAUAAAUUUCUGAGCAAAUUGAUCUAAUGAAAAAUAUAAAAGCAGUAUUCAACAAAAUAAGACUAAACGAUGCGGAAAGAGAACAGUAAAAAUGGAAUAAAUAACAAAAAUGUAACUGGAAAAAAAUUAAUUUCAUUUAAAUUUGAGCAGUGCAGAAGAAAUAGUAAUAAAACAUUCUUACAUUAUAUCCAUAUCUCAAAUACAUACAACAAACAAA
Brassica napus (rape) is the source of this 611-nucleotide messenger RNA. RefSeq lists its product as uncharacterized. The record is from RefSeq and is a predicted model, not a curated record. The transcript has a single exon. The coding region runs from base 70 to 327 and encodes 85 amino acids. NCBI's taxonomy places the organism in Eukaryota, Viridiplantae, Streptophyta, Magnoliopsida, Brassicales, Brassicaceae.